UUUGGACAAUCCUGCAGCUGUCAAAUUGUGUUGGUGUUUUGUGAAGGAUUUUCCUCAAGAUCUCGAGCUUUUUCCACCGGUAAGAUGAGUGAAUUGCUAGAAUUGGAUCCCGAUAAGCUCUUCCAGCAGCACACAGUAUCAGAAAUUGAGCAGGUCAGCAAAAAUCUGCAGAAUGAAAUUGAGAAACGAAGGGAAAACUUGCGAACGAUGGUUGGGGAAAGGUAUCGGGAUCUCUUGAAGGCUGCUGACACGAUAAAUGACAUGAAGGGGACUUCGAGUUCAGUGCUGCAGCGAAUUGAGGGCAUUCUUGAGCUGUCCGGAAAGGUGAAGGGAAACCUGAAGACAAGCAAAGAAGUUCAGCGGAGGAACGACAAAGGCCAGAGGAUUCUCGUGAGGAGUAAGUAUUACGGCGUUGUGGUGCAGAUUCACAUCCUCACGGUGCUUCCGGAGAUGAUUUGGACGCACUUGCAUCACGACGAGUACUUCUUGGCCGCUCAGUUGUUCGCCUUCUCGCGCCACAUCAGCACGGAUCUGCAGCUGAACGACAACGACAGCGUGGUGAGGCACUUUCCAGUGGCCACGCGGCAAUGGACGGCGCUGAAGCCAUUCCUGGAGAUCAUCAGGGAUCAUUGCUUCGCCACAUUGGGCAGGGAAAGCCUUCCGGCCGGCGUGGCGUCGAAGUGCUUGGCGAGUCUCUUGCUGUUGGAGUCCAGCAAUGUGGACGCUCUAUUGGCCGUCUUCAUAGAACUGAGGAUCAAGUCCUUCCUGAACAUCCUAGCUGAGGAUCAGGAGACGGAGAAGCCGCGGAAGGUCAAGGAUAAGAUCCUGACCAGUCUUCAGUUGCUAAACGAGAGCUGUGAAGUGAUGUUUGAGUGUUUUGUCAGCAAAGACGGACUGCUUAUGAGGGAAAUCCGUGAUUUGGUGGAAAAGGAGGCGACAAUAUCACUGAUAAAGUUCGACAAUCCUGAAGUUUUAAAGGCUCUUCCGGGAAUUAUCACUGAAUUCAAGCCUCAAGUGAGCAUGAGUGAAAUCAAGGCGGAAUCAUUUCAGAGGAUGACGAAUUCCUGGCUGGAGAAACUCAAUUUGGCCACUAAAACUGCUCUCAAAUCUUUGAUAGACUUGAUAUCGUCUGUGAAAGUGAUUCAUGACAUCAAGCGUCAGGCGAUGGCAAUGGAAAAGCCGCGAGAUUGGGAAAGCAUUUGCCAGAAGCUCUAUCUUCCUGAGGAUUUCGCUGUAUACGAGUAUUUCUACCAGAAGCUUCUGAAUGAGAGAGUGAAGGACAUCAUCGAGACUUCCUGGGAAGGAACUCUCGAGGCAGUUCAGCAAGAUGUGGAGAAACUCAUCCAAACUCCAGAGAAAUCAUCGAAUAGUGUGAGGAAAAUGGUCUGGACAGAAGAGGCUUCGGACAUUCCGCAGAGUCUGCAGCAGGCGAUGAGUCCGGACCAGAAGAGUCACAAGUUGCUGAUGAAGACUCGAGGAUACUCGCCAGGAAUCGUGGCGGUUUGCGAGAGUCUGGAUAAGAGACUGGAGUUGCUCUUCAGUGACCUCAGCAACUAUGUUUCCGGGGAGAGUCAGAGGCUUUCCGAUGAGAUCACAGACACGCUCAGGGAAUAUCUUGUGGAGUGCAGCACAGGAAGGAUUCUAAAAUUUGUGACAUUCCUCAAGUCCGGCCGCUUCAAGGAGACGCAGAACAAUUCCAUAAAUCUCGCGAAGCUUCUUCAGGCAAUCGGUGAGCUUUGUCCAUACUUGAAGUGCUGCUUAUCGCGGAGGAAUCCUCACUCUGAGGAUGACGACGUGGAGAAGUGGGUGGAAAUUUGCCGGAGACUUGAAGAGGAGAGUCUCUAUUUCUGGAAUUUGUGGCUCACGUCGUUUCUCAAAGACAACCAGCAAAGCUACGGGAAGAAUUCAUCUCCAGCAACAGUUCUCAGUGGAAUUCUGCAGGAAUUUCCCAACUGGGAAGUCAUCAAUCUCGAGGAGAAGAACGAGCAGGACGUUGUGCUGAAGUCUUCCAUCAGAGUGCCUUCACAACCGAGUUUCUCGCUUCAGCAGAAGCUCUUCAAUCUCUGUCGAGACCUCAACCAAAUCGCGCCCCACACAAUUCCUCGAGUGAUUGUCAAUCGCCUUGUUGAGAACGUCGUUCAGCAUCUCUUCGAGUUCUACAACUUCCAGGCGGACACAGAAUUGAUCCAGACAAAUCAGAACAUCGCUCUGCAGUACUUCUUCGACGUGAAGUUCCUUCUGCUCGCGCUCGUGACGCGCGAGAAUAAGAGUCUCACGGAGAAAGGACAAUCUCUAGGGCAAACAUUUAAGUCGCGCGUGGAUCCGUUCGACUUUGAGAUGUCCUACGAUUACGUGAAUGCCAAUGUGAAGAAGUCCGCCCAUCGCGUGCUCCAUCAGCUGGGCUGCAUCAUUCCGAACAUGGACUAUCUGCUGGCUAUGCUGGGCAAUCGCCAGGCGAGCGCCGCGCAGGAGAAGGAGCCCAACAUCCUCGCCAUUUCCGGAACGGGAGCGACUGAGGCGGUUUCCUGGUUCCCCCUGCUGCCCAUCAUCUCGUCCACCGCAAUGCCAACAACGAAGCCCUCGCCUUCGGCUCAGGCGACAGAGAAGCACAUGGGCGGUGCGGGAAAAGCAAGAAGAGCCGAAGAUACACGGCAAUCGUCUGUAGUCAGCACGACGCAGAAUUACGCCAGCAACGUUAAGUCCGGAGCGGCAGCGUUCUUCGGCGCCAUGUCGCAGGAUUGGUUCAAGUCCUAAGCG
Phlebotomus argentipes is the source of this 2757-nucleotide messenger RNA. It is a transcript of the gene Cog1, whose product is annotated as conserved oligomeric Golgi complex subunit 1. The record is from RefSeq and is a predicted model, not a curated record. NCBI's taxonomy places the organism in Eukaryota, Metazoa, Arthropoda, Insecta, Diptera, Psychodidae. Gene Ontology annotation, cellular component: COG complex; Golgi apparatus. Bases 85 to 2754 code for a protein of 889 amino acids. Gene Ontology annotation, biological process: intra-Golgi vesicle-mediated transport. The transcript has 3 exons.